Messenger RNA from Astrephomene gubernaculifera, 1884 nucleotides. The record is from the annotation of a GenBank genome assembly. NCBI's taxonomy places the organism in Eukaryota, Viridiplantae, Chlorophyta, Chlorophyceae, Chlamydomonadales, Astrephomenaceae.
GGGCAUUGUCGCCGUACAAUCUUUGCAUGAGGUCUCGUACGACGUCAAUGAUGCGGCAACUGGCACCGUGAUGCUAGUGGCCUUGGCGACUCACGCCAGGGACGCCAUUGCUGGCGGCAGCAGCGGCAGCGCUGGCUGCGCCGUCGCCACAGCGGAGCAGCAUCAGGUUUGGGUGACGUGGAGGCUUAGGAUACAAAGGGAAGACGCAGCCGCUGGUCUAUGCAGGUUCGCGUUGGUUUCGAGUGACGUCAAUGAGGUAGCGACGUUGUUCGACGGCGCAGUGACCCGCGGGUCUGUUGCGCUCAACCGACGGCUGUCUUCUUGUACGGCGCUCGUCUCGUGCUGCUGCUCUUCCCUGGGGUCGCCGAUGGACGCUGACAUCGUUCAAAGUACCAGCCACAGCAGCAGCAGCACUAACGCUGCCAACGGUGUCAGCAUGAAAAACAUCUCGUCCUGCAGCAGCAACGGCGGUCGUCGCGCUGUGCCGUGCUUCAUGUCAGGCAGCUCCGACGGCCACGUGCAAUUCUGGCGUCCCGCAUUGACAGGCGCACCUGCAGCAGACGACGGCACUGCUGAAGCGGCUGGCCUGGAAUUGGUUCAGAGCCUUCCAUGCAGUGCGGAUACCCCGGGCGGCAGCGGUGAGAGUUCCAACACAGCCGGUGGAGGCGCGGGCGUGUCAGCAGACGCAAACCCCAGUGACGUGGCUACAGCAGGCAUGGUUGUAGCCGUGGCGCUCGAUGAGAUGUCUGGCUACGCCGCCGCUGCUACCACAUGCGGUGACGGAGAGGACGAAGAAGCCGUCUACAUCUGGCGCUUACGUGACUAUGACAAUGCUGCCGAUGAUGGCGAUGAUGGCAUGGGGGAGGCCAAGGACGGCAGCACCGGCCAAGCUCUUGUCGUACGAGCGGGCCGCGAUGCGUACGGCAAGUACGAGCUGGAAACAGUCGUACCGGUUAGCGACACGGUCAGUGCGUUGUCGUGGUUGGCAGCAGCAGGCAUGAGCGCUAGCCUUGCGGUGGGUUACGCAUGCGGUCGGGUGGGUCUGCUGGUUCGAGACCGGCGGGGAGGCUGGGAGGAGGUGGCGACGUAUGCGGGGGCGGCGGCGGUGUCGGCCUUCGGCUCCGCGAGGGGAGGCGUUGUGGCCUUUGCUGCAGGCAACCAUCUGCUGUGUCUGUCCAACUCUCUGGACGGGCACGACGAGGACAACAACCGCUCCGAGCCCACCCUGGCCGCACUCGCAGCCGACCAAGCGGGCCCUCUGGCGCCCUACCAUCCCGGCUCUCUGCAUGCGUUGGUCGCAAAGGGCCGGAUAGCCACCGCCUGCCGGGUUCUGCGGCGCCUGCUGAGCUGGCUGCGGGAAGGUAGCCGUCAGUUGGUUGCGGAUGCGGACAGCGUGUCUGGCUCCGGGGAAGGCAGCAAGGUGGUGUCCGGUGGGGCGCGGGAAGGCGACGGCGACGGUGGCAGUGGUAAGAGCAGGAGCAGCUCUGCAGACGGUGGCAGCAGCGGCGGGGGCAGCGUGGCGGCAUGCCGGUCUCGGCAAGCGCUUGUGGUGGAGGUUUCCGAGCUGCUGUCAGGAGGUUUGCUGACGUCAAGAGGCCUGGCGGCGUUUCAGCAAGCGCUGACGACGCCCACGCUGCCGGCGCCGCCGACGGCCGCCCCCGCACCCUCAUCAGCGGCAGCCAUUUUGGCGCCUUUCCAGCGCGCUACCGGCAACCAUCACAAUGGUGGAGUUGCCGGGGCCACCCACUCUCACACUCCGGAGGCUGUGUCGUACGGCAGCAGCCGCGCUGGGCGUUAUGGCGGUGACGAUGCAUCGGCACCGAUGCGGCCCCUGGCGCUUGGAGGCAUGAGCUCCUUAUCAUCGAGUGCAGUGCAUGAUAGGCU